AUGGAAGAGCAAUUCGAGUUUUUAAACAAAUCACCCUCAACCAAUUCAAUAAAUUGUGAUGGUUUUGAAGAAGAGGAAGAGUGGAUUCUAUUAAAUGAAGUUAUGAAUUCUCCAUUUUAUACAGGUAAUUUUGACGGUAAUGAUGAAUUAGAAGCUGUAUUUCCUUCUGAAUUUUCACUAAACUCACCUCAAAAAAUGAAAAAUGAAUAUGAAAAUUUAAAUGAAAACAUAUCAAUACUAUUAGAGGAAGAGCAAGAAGAAGAGGAACCAUAUAAACCAUAUCAAUCAUUAAUUUUAACACCUGAAUUUUUAAUAUCAUUGGAAGUUUUCUCAAAAAAUAUGAAUUGGUUAUCAAAAGAAGUAGCUGUAAAGUGUGUUCAAUCCUCUCAAAUCACAACCAAAAAAAUAAUAUCUUUGUCAAAAAGUAUAAGAAAUCAAUGUAGAGCCAUUAGUAGUAUGACAAGUUCAAACUCUUUCAUGAACUAUGGUGUACAAAUUUAA
This is a messenger RNA of Dictyostelium purpureum, 501 nucleotides long. RefSeq lists its product as uncharacterized. The transcript has 2 exons. Bases 1 to 501 code for a protein of 166 amino acids. NCBI's taxonomy places the organism in Eukaryota, Evosea, Eumycetozoa, Dictyosteliales, Dictyosteliaceae. The record is from RefSeq and is a predicted model, not a curated record.